AUGUCUGCUGGCAAUCCCCUACUAUUACCCCACCCAGCCCACUCGUUUUUACAAGCGCCUCUUGUAAGGUCUGUCUCCGAGGGCGAAUCAUCUUUUCGUUUCGAUUCAUCUCCCACACGCUCAUUUGCGCGCCCCCCAAAGGUCCCGCCACUGCCAGAUCCCUCUCAGUUCCCAGACCCGUAUCCCCAACGUUCCCCAUACUCUCGUAUGUCUGAUCAACUGUCUUCCACCCUUCCUGCUCUCUCUUCUGAAGGCUCGUCUUCCGCAUCCACACGUUCAUCUGCAUACACAAGCUCCGGAAGUGCAUUAGCUUCCAGUGACUAUGGCCAUGUUCAUGUUGCGACCGGGGAGGACGAGGAGAUUGGUGUGGCAGUAGGAAUCACAUCUGAUGAUGUUGUCCAGGUGCUCCAGACCAAGACUAGCAUUCCAACGUCCGCAGGAAGGACACCGAUAGAUCAGACCAGGUGGUCAGAAUACUCUGCCAGCAUUCGUUCGAGGUCAUCUUCGAUUGGGCUCAAUAAUACUAACAGCAUACAUGAAAGUGGCACGCCACGUCUUCGGGAGAACCCUAGCUUUGAUAUGGGAUGGCAAACAGUCGAUGAGAGAGAUGAAGUUGGUUUAACAAGCGACGAAGAAACGGACGACCUAGGCGACGAAGAUGACGAGGUUGACGACAAGGAGGAGGAGAGAACGUCUGCGGCGGUAGUAGCUGAAGAGGGGCGCGGACUCAUCGUCAAAGGCGAGGGCAUCCCAAUUGUCCAGCUAAGUGUUGAACCAGGAACUACGCAUCUACUUCUCGGAUCGUCUAGCACGCCCAAUACAGUACCAGCAUUCCUGACGGGCGCCUUGCCGCAGAUAUGCAACACUUUACUUGCACUUGACAUUUCUGCCAACUUCUUGGUCGCGCUUCCUCCUGCCCUUGCUUCAUGUGAGAACUUAGAAGAGCUCAAUGUCGCGUCCAAUCCUCUUCGAGUCUUACCCGUGUUCUUGACCCAUCUUACGUCCCUGCGUGUGCUUAUCGCGGAUUCUACUGGCAUUGGGAGCCUUCCCGAUUCACUGUGCUUGCUCGACAAGCUUCACACGCUUAGCAUUCGGAGGAACAAAAUGUAUUCCCUGCCCAGCUGGCUAUGCCUCUUGCCUUCAUUGCAGGAGCUUUAUCUCGAUGGCAAUCCGUUCCAGGGUCCUUGGCAAGCUUUGGUUGAGCCGUUGCUUGCUAAAACUUCGGUGUCACCGCCUUAUCCACCCUCGACACCUAUUCCUCCUUCUCCCGCUAGCCUUCCUGACUCAUCUGUUGAGCACGAGACCGACACCGAGUCGGAGCCUACUAGUGCGGAUCGGGACGGGCCAUCCUUCUCUCGGCUCGAUGACGACACUAUUACCCCAGCCCGCGCUCCAUUCCUUGGUCGCUCCGCAACCUCCCCGUCAAUUCCACCCGUCCCCCAGACUGUUCCACGGGGCUUAACACGCACCAAGACUGCUCCCAACGGAUCAUUUUUCAGUUCAAAAUCGCGCCCCAGAACUGAAGCGACCGAUGGACCGACGAUAUCGAAGCGCGUUGAAGACUCAGGUUACUACACAGAUCAUGAUUUACGGAGAAUGAAGAGCGCAGGAGAACUACGUUCAUAUUUCGAUCGACCUGACUCUCAGUUCUCUCCGCAGGACUCACCCGUCGAUGCCCCUGCGCCCCCCGCGCUCCCGAACUAUUCGACUUCGGCGUCUAGCUCGAAUCUGCUUAGUGUGGCGGGUGGCUCUCCGGAAUCCGAUCGCUUGAUCGUACCUAAGCGGUACGCUAGUCUCGGCGUUGCGUCAUCUUUGACCCCCACGCGCAAUCUGCGGCCAUCGUUACCUCAGACACAGUUCGAAGCGCCCUCGGCCACUCCAGAACCGACAGUUCCUGAGUCUUCACGUAUCUCUGCCGUUGAGACCAUCUCGCCGGCCACUUCUCCGCGUCGACCCCUUUCACGUGAUCCGACUCGAUCCACGUCAGGUAAUGGAGAUAGGAACAGCGCUGCAAGGCAGUCUCAGUCUCACUCCAAGGACAGAGAAAAGACUGGGCGAUGGGGUUUCUUAAAGAAAAUGUCGAUGGGAAAGAUGCGACCUGGACCUGAUUCUCCUGUUCCACUUCGCCCGAACACUACGUACAGUCGCAUGCCUUUGCCCGAGCCGAUGACUGCGCCAGCCUCUACUCCCGCCACUCUAUUCUCAAGCACGCCUCAGAUUGACGUUCGCUUCUCCACUACGGAAUUUUUUGGGCCUCUCACGGGUAGCACUCCUUCAGUUGCCUUGUCCCCUCCAGUGCAAGAGGAUGACACUCCGACCUCUGAAAAGGCUUCCCCGAUUCCGCCCCCUGCUUCACCUGGCAAUUUCCUUACCCCAUCCUCGUCUCCAGUUCCACGAUCAUCCAGAAGAAGGAGCUUCUUACCAGUCGACGAUGCAGUAACCAUUCCUUCGCCGUCGCCUGUGUCCUUUAUAGAACGCCUGUCAGUCUCAGGUGAGGAUGACGCGGACGAACCAAGGCCAAGCAUAACGUCAAGUCCGGUUCCAGAUAUGGAUAGCGUCGAUUUUGCUACUCGAAGGGAGGAGGAACGAUUACGAGAGGCGUACACGCGGGCUUUGCGCUCCGUGAUGGCGUACUUGAAGGAUAUGAAUGAUCUCGGUCUGUCUCAGGGUAAUACCAUCAGCAUGUAUAACGGAGGAGAGGAGAGUUCACCGAGCGGAAUGCGCUCGCGCAGGCCGACAAUUGUGGAGAGGACGAAUUCCGACGCGUCCUCGAUGUCUAUAUCCCGAGCAGGAUCUGUGUCUGGUCAACUAAGGUCUCCCGAAGUCAUGUCCAGCUUGCGCAGUGGAACAGCUUCGCAGACUGUCAGCAUUGCCGCUUCAGACAGUUCUAUAGAGGAGCGGAAGUAUAAGGACGAUAAGUGCAAGCGUGCACUCGGUGGUUCGAGAAAUUGUCGAGUAAGGAUUUUCCAUUGUCAGGCCGUGGCGGAGGUUGCUAAUUUUGAGAUUUUAAGGACGGAGAAGACAUAUGUGAAAGGCCUCCAAGAACUUGUUGAUAUAUACGUCAAGCCUAGCGCCGCUCCCGUCAACCUGAUCAGUGGCGUCGGUUCUGGCAAAGAAACAGUUAUCCCUUCAGCAGAGAGGAGGAUCGUUUUCGGCGGCAUUGAAGCCCUGUUUUCAUUCCACAAGGAAAGCUUCCUUCCAUCGUUGGAAAAAGCAGCGGCUCCACUGCUGCAAAAGCCUCCUGCAGGAGAAGAGUUGGAUCCUGAUGGUCAAUUGUCUGUGCAGGUGGCGACGGCUGUGGCGGGAUGUUUCUUGAGAUACGCUGCCUUCAUGAGGAUGUACUCGACUUAUAUCAACAACUUCGACAAUUCUGUACAGCGCAUCAGAUUUUGGUCGACGGAUCGGCCCGUCGCAGGCAACGCUAGUCCAGGCUCUAGCGUAACGCCCUCCUCUAGCACGGCCCAACUCGGGCUUGGGAUCGCUAUCUCCUCUCCUUCGGUCCCAGGCGUGAUGUCUGAUCCAUCCUCUCCGAGUAAUACAGCAAAUUUAACGUCUGGACAACGGAGACGAAUAAAGCAUUUUCUGAAACGCUGCCGCAUGAAUCCUCGCCAUUCACAACUCAAUAUGGAAGGCUAUCUACUUUUACCAGUUCAACGAAUACCACGAUACCGGUUACUAUUGGAAGAGCUUUUGCGAAGCACUCCACCAUCAUAUACCUUUUUGGACGAUUCGUUGGACAGAGCUCUGACAGAAAUAUCCUCUUUGGCCAACAACAUGAAUGAAGGAAAACGAGAGUCUGAAUCUCGACGAAAGCUUGUUCAAUGGCAGUCAAGAAUACGAGGCAAAUUUCCCAGUCCUCUGGUGCAGCCGCAUCGACGACUCAUCAUGGACGGACCUCUAUUACUUACUAGGGUGGUGCGAAAGACGGUUGUCUCUUUUGAGACGUUCACCCCUCAGGGGGACGCCUCUCCUGUUCAAGUUGAUUGCCUGGCGCCAGAACUCAAUCCGCGCCCUCUCGUCGGAAUCCUGUGCAAUGAUCUUCUCGUCCUUUGUCGGGAUCCUAGCGACGGGAAGGAUCCGAUGUCUGCGGUCGACCUAUGGGCGGUACUGCGGAUGCAGACUUUGCCGCAGCCAGCCAGCAUUGUCCAUGGAAAUGCUUUGCGUCUGGUUGACAACAAGGCCAUCUUGUAUUUCGAUGCUCCGUCGCCUUCUGAUGCUUUGAAUUGGUUUAGAGCCAUUAAUCUGCAUAUACCGUCUUCAAAACCAUAG
Molecule: messenger RNA, 4269 nt
Organism: Suillus paluster
Lineage: Eukaryota; Fungi; Basidiomycota; Agaricomycetes; Boletales; Suillaceae
Exons: 7
Coding region: 1-4269 (1422 amino acids)
Biological process (GO): intracellular signal transduction
Molecular function (GO): guanyl-nucleotide exchange factor activity
Source: RefSeq, a predicted model, not a curated record